This is a messenger RNA of Sparassis crispa, 672 nucleotides long. RefSeq lists its product as hypothetical. Gene Ontology annotation, cellular component: membrane. The coding region runs from base 1 to 672 and encodes 223 amino acids. The transcript is spliced from 7 exons. NCBI's taxonomy places the organism in Eukaryota, Fungi, Basidiomycota, Agaricomycetes, Polyporales, Sparassidaceae. Gene Ontology annotation, molecular function: transmembrane transporter activity. The record is from RefSeq and is a predicted model, not a curated record.
AUGUGGCCUAUCUACGUUCUUGGGCUUGUUCAUAUGAUUCCCGUCAUUCCUCCACAGACAUACCUGACGUUAUCCCUUCGGAACCUUGGCUUCGACACGACCCAAUCCAAUCUUCUCAGCAUCCCUUCUAUAGUGCUCGGUGGCCUUAACCUGCUAAUCACUUGCUAUCUCAGUGAAAUCAUCGACAGUCGUGUGGGGGCUGCGAUUAUUCUUCAGUUCUGGGCCUUACCCCUGCUCGUUGCACUCUACAUGUUUAAUGAGCACACCUCACAAUGGGUCUACUUCGCGGUCGUGACAUUGAUCGCGGGCUAUCCAUACGUCCACCCCAUACAAGUUGCGUGGGCGUCGGCGAAUUCUGGUGGCGUCGGGACGCGGACCGUGUCAGCUUCCAUAUACAACAUGUUCGUGCAAGCUGGUGCCGUCGUCGCGGCUUAUAUUUACAGAGCCGAUGACGCGCCCCUCUUCUUUGAAGACACCCGAGGGAACAGGGACCUACUAGCAAUCGCUGCCAUGAACAUUUGCUUGUAUACCUCCACUUACUACUUCUACCGCAGGAUCAACCUCUGGCGCGCAAAGAAAUGGGAUUCCUGGACCCCAAAGCAACAGCAGGAGUAUCUGGACACCACGUCUGAUCAAGGCAAUGAACGAAUCAAUUUUCGCUUCACACAUUGA